Messenger RNA from Setaria italica (foxtail millet), 1739 nucleotides. RefSeq lists its product as uncharacterized. The record is from RefSeq and is a predicted model, not a curated record. The transcript has 2 exons. NCBI's taxonomy places the organism in Eukaryota, Viridiplantae, Streptophyta, Magnoliopsida, Poales, Poaceae. Bases 451 to 1413 code for a protein of 320 amino acids.
CAUGAGGCCAUCAUAGCUCGCACUAGUAGCCACAAGCCACUGUUACAGCACCUCGCCGGUGGCGGCAAACCGUCCCCCGUGACCCCGUUCCGUUCCGUUGGCCCCUAUAUAACACGCGCAACGCAGAGAUUGCCCUCCAAAUCCAGACGCCUAGCCAGCCAUCUCCAUCCUACACCCCAACAGCAACCAUGGCUUGAGAGAGAGGAGUAGCUCACAGCCCCGUCGCUGUCACCGCCUGGCUUCUUACUCUCGCGCGAUCGAGUAAGAACAAGGUCACCGUCGCUCCAGUCCAGGCCACCGGUCCGUCCAUCCACACGGUUGCGCCGUCGCGCUCGCGCCAUUACCUAUCACAGCACAGCUAGCCCGCCCUGUCGUCGUCCACUCCAUCCUCCUGCUCCGGAGCUAGCUAGCUACAGCUAAUCGCAGCAAGGAAGCGAGAGGGCGGUGGCCAUGAGCGUCAAGCAGCCGCCGUCCUCGUCGACGGCGGCCGCCUUCUACGCGACGCUGGCGCGGGGGCUGGACGACCUGGACCGCUCGCUGGCGUCGUCGGCGUUCCUGUCGCUGCCGUCGCUCCGGGCCGCGCUGGCGCUGCUCCGCGCCGCGCACGCCGGGCUGGCCCGACUCGUCGCGUCGCUCCACCUCCCGGGCGGCGCGGCCUGGCUGGACGAGUACAUGGACGAGGCGUCCCGGCUCUGCGACGCCUGCCGCGCGCUCCGCCUCGGCGCCGCCGCCGUCGAGGGGUACGCCGGCGGCGCCGCCCAGCUCGCCUCGCUACUCAUGCAGGCGCCCUCCAGCCCCCACCUCUCGCGCCAGGUGGCGCGGGCGAUCAGCGUGUGCAGGAGGGAAGCCAUGGCGCUCAAGGAGGAGAACCGUGCGGUGGUGGAGGCGCGCGCGGAGGCGCUCGCGCUCCGCCUCAGCGAGGGCGUCCCCGCCGACGCCAAGCUCGGCGGCUUCAACGGCUUCCGCGGCGUGCUCUGCGCCACCAGGAUGCUCGCCUCCUUCCUCCUCACGCUCCUCUCCUGGGGCGUGCUCCACUACUGGCCCGACCCCGGCGCUGGCGCCGCCGCCGUCUCCGGGGACUGCGCCGCCUACUUCGGCCCGGCGUUCGCGUCGGCGCUUUCCCGCGCGCAGCAGCGCGCCGCGGCGGAGGCCGGCCGGUCCGCGGCCGCGGCGGGCGGCGGCGGUGCCGGGGUGAUGAUGCACGAGUUCCGGCGCGCGCGCGCGGCCGUGGAGGAGGCGAAGGAAGCCGUGGAGCGCGGCGGCGACGUGGCGGCGGCCGCGGCGGAGGUGGGCCUGCGCGCGGGCGCGCUCCGGGGCGCGUGCGAGGACGUGCUGGCGCUGAUCGACGACCUGUUCGACGAGGUGGUGGAGGCGAGGAAGAAGCUGCUGGACCUCUGCAGCGGCGGCAACUGAGUGGCCGGUCACCAGUACGGGAAACGCCGCCAUGGCCUCGUCAGCUUCUUCGUCGAGUGUCUCUUGUUGCUUCUUCUCUGCAGUAGCCAUGACAGUCCUUGGGCAUGUCUCAUCAUAAAUGCACUAGCACGUACAAGUGAAUGCAAAAAAGAAAAAAAAAAGAGAGUUUAAAACAGUAGCGUUCUUCUAUGCGGUAGCCAACAGAUAAUCCUAGCUAGGUUUGUGAUGAAGUGAUUAAGGUUAACUAACUUUGUCAGGUUGACAUACCAUGAAAUGCUAAAAAAACUGUUGACCUGUGGCGUGCAACGUGCAUGACGACAAGAUCA